Molecule: messenger RNA, 1607 nt
Organism: Tachysurus vachellii
Lineage: Eukaryota; Metazoa; Chordata; Actinopteri; Siluriformes; Bagridae
Product: putative autophagy-related protein 11
Exons: 15
Coding region: 54-1607 (517 amino acids)
Biological process (GO): regulation of DNA-templated transcription
Source: RefSeq, a predicted model, not a curated record
UGUAUGUAGGUGGAGCUUCAGUCACAGCAGCAGUUUGUUAUUAUUUAUUUAAGAUGCGAGGCGAUGGAGAGAAAGAAGAGAACGAGGACACACGUGUUACAGAGGUACAGCCUGUCUCUUUACUGAAUCCAGCCUUGAUGUGUGAUGAUGCCACACAGACGGACAGCGCUGUCCAUGAGGUCUCUCUGGUUGAAGCUGAGGAGAAACACAAGCAGGCGAAGGAGUCCACUGAUGAGCUGCAGCAGCAGAACGCUGACCUGAUGUCCCAGGUGGAAACACUGCAAAACACAGUGCAGGAGUUGGGCAACCUGAUCGCUGAGACCCACACUGAGUGCAAUGACACAACAAGGUUGUAUGAGACAGAGCUGAACCUUCGCAAAUACCUGCAGUCUGACUACGAACGAAAGGAGGAAAAGUUUAAUCAGGAAAUCAACUCUCUUAGGGUCACUCUGACUGAAGCUAAGAGCAAAUAUGAGCAGGCCAUGGAGUCCAGCACUCAUCUGGAUAUCAAGAACUCCAGGCUGUGGUCUGAUAUAAAGUUACUGCAAGACGCAAUGCUGGAGAUGGACGAAGAGCUCUCUCUGAGCCGGAUAAGAUGUAAUGAGCUAAUGAGGGAGUGUGAGUUACAAAAACGUGAGUUGAGGAAUCUGCAGUCCAAGCGGAACGAGACAGAGGAAACGUCACAAGAGGAGUACGAGAGAGAGAGGGAGGCUCACAGUGUCCUGAAGUUCGAUCAGAUGACUUCAACGCAUAACGAAGAGAUACUACAGGACAUCCAGGCUAAAGGUACCAGGCUUUAUGGGGAGGUGACAGAGUCCCAUGAUCACCUAAAGAGGGAUGAGUAUGAGUUGAAACUGCGAGAGUCAGUGCAGAAAAUGGAGAGAGAGCUCUCUGAGUCACACAGGAAGUAUGAAGAGAUAAAGAGGGAGUACGAGCGAGAGAAAGAGGCUCACAGUGUCCUGAACGUCAAUCAGAAGACUUCAACACAUCACAAGUGGUUACUACAGGUUUCUCAGGCUGAAGCUGAGGAGAACUAUCAGUUGUCUGCUCAGCUGGAGAAUAAGAACUCUGACCUGAUGUCCCAGGUGAAGACACUGCAAAACACGGUGCAGGGGCUGAGCAGCCUGCUCGCUGAGACACGCAAGAAGUGUGAAACGGCAAAAGAGGAGCAUAAGGUAGUUAAUGGCAUCCUUCAGUUCGUGGAGACCAAGGCCAGAAAACGGGAGAAAUUUUUACUACGGAAAAGAAAAGCCAUUCAGGAGUCUCUGGAUGAAGCUGAAGAAAACUACAGGGAGGCAAUGGAUAGGGUUACUGAGCUGGAGAAUGAGAACAUUGACAGGGUGGCUGAAGUGCACACACUGCAAGAUGAAAUGACUCAUUUGGUACAAAAUCUCUCUGAUACCCAGAUGAUGUUUGAGCGGACAAUGAGGGACUUAGAGCAAAAAAGUCGUCAGUUCACGGAGCUAAAGUCCAAGUGGGAAUUAUUAAACGAAACUGUGCUAAAGGAUUAUCAGGUUGAGUGUCAAGCUCACAAAGUCCUGAAGGUGCAGUACAGUGAGAUGAAGGAACAACGCGACAAGUUACAUGAGAUGAAGAUACACUGCUGA